CGGUGUCCUGUGAGGUCUGUGAGAGUCAGGCAAAGGGUGCUGAGCCCCAGGUGUCCUGCACAGGUUUGCCCGAUGUCAGGACCACCGCCUGGCCAAGGAUUUGAGGCGGGCUGGAGUAGUGCAGACUGAAUGUGACCCCUGUCAUCUCUCCUGAGUACCUCGCUUUCCUUUUCCAUUAAAAUGGACGCAAACCUGCUUCGCCUACCUCCUUGUAUGUUUCGAAAGGCAGAGAAUACAUAUUUAUGAUUCAGUGAAUGAAAAUGAAAACCUGAUACAAGACUGGAUUUUGCCACUUGAAAAAUGGAAAUUAAAUGUAGAAAAACAUCUUAAUUAUUGCACAGAUACAUGUGAGUUCUCAGCAAUCGAUGUGUAGAUGAACUUCAGUGAAAUGACUCUUCAGGAAUUGGUACAUCAGGCUGCUUCCCUUUAUUUGGACAAAACAGCUGUAUCCUUUGAUGAAUGUAACAACCAGCCUCCAGUUUAUUAUACUUACAAGACUGUGAUCAAUGCUGCUUCAGAAUUAUCACAUUUUCUGAGAUUACACUGUGACUUUCAAGGAAUUCGGGAAAUCGGUCUCUACUGCCAACCUGGGAUAAACUUACCUUCUUGGAUUUUAGGAAUACUCCAAGUUCCUGCUGCAUAUGCUCCUAUUGAUCCAGAUUCACCACCAUCAUUAUCAACACAUUUUAUGAAAAAAUGUAAUCUAAAGUAUAUUCUUGUUGAAAAAAAGCAACUUAAUAAAUUCAGAUCUUCCCAUGAAAUGUUACUGAAUUAUGAUACACUUACAGUAGAACAUAAUGGCCUAGUAUUUGUCAGACUGCACUGGAAAAAUGUUGAGGUGAACUUGAAGCUGAGUGAUGGAAAAGAGAAAAACGAAAGAGAAAACCCUGUGAGUUCUGAGAACAGCAAUGAAGAGAAAGAACACAUGGACGUAAGGCGUAAGGAUUGCUUGGCAUAUGUUCUCCAUACCUCAGGGACCACAGGGACACCAAAGAUUGUCAGAGUGCCGCAUGCAUGUGUGCUACCAAAUGUUCAGCAUUUUCAGGAACUUUUUGACAUUACACCAGAAGAUGUUUUAUUUCUGGCUGCACCUCUGACCUUUGACCCUUCUGUUGUGGAAAUAUUUGUUGCUUUAUCAAGUGGUGCCUCUCUGCUUAUUGUACCAACUUCUGUCAAGGUGCUCCCAUCAAAACUAGCUCCUGUUCUCUUUACCCAUCACAGAGUGACAGUUUUGCAGGCAACACCAACAUUGCUUAGAAGAUUUGGGUCUCAGCUUGUCAAGUCCACUGUUUUAUCAGCCAGUACUUCUCUUCGAGUGUUAGCCCUUGGUGGAGAACCAUUCCCAUCACUGACUGUACUCAAAAGCUGGAUAGGAAAAGGAAAUAAAACGCAAAUAUUUAAUAUUUAUGGUAUCACAGAGGUAUCAAGUUGGGCAACGUUUUACAGGAUUCCUGAGAAGAUUCUUAACUCUACUUUGAAAUGUGAAUUGCCUGUGCAACUGGGAUUUCCACUGCUUGGAACUGUGGUUGAAGUCAGAGAUACAAAUGGCUUCACAAUUCAAGAAGGCAAUGGCCAAGUAUUUUUAGGUGGCAAAAACAGAGUGUGUUUUCUUGAUGAUGAAGUGACAGUACCCCUUGGCACAAUGCGAGCCACAGGAGACUUUGUGACUGUGAAAGGUGGAGAGAUAUUUUUUCUGGGACGGAAGGACAAUCAGAUCAAACGUCACGGCAAACGUCUUAAUAUUGAACUUGUUCAACAGGUUGCUGAAGAACUUCAGCAAGUAGAAUCUUGUGCAGUUACAUGGUAUAAUCAGGAAAAAUUAAUUCUGUUCAUAGUGUCCAAAGAUGAUGUAGUAAAAGAUCACAUCUUUAAAGAACUGCAGCAACGUCUUCCAAAUCAUGCUAUCCCAGAUGACCUUGUGUUGAUUGAUACCCUGCCAUUUACAUCUCAUGGCAAAGUUAAUGCCUCUGAGUUAAACAAGAUAUAUUUAGACUAUGUAAACUUGAAGACAGAGAAUAAGUUUGAUGGAAAAAAGGAUCUUUGGGAAAAAUUACAGUGUUUGUGGAAGUCUAUUCUGAGUCUCCCAGAAGAUCUAUUGAAGGUUCCUGAUGAGUCACUUUUCUUAAAUAGUGGUGGAGAUUCCCUAAAGUCCAUACGGCUUCUCAGUGAGAUUGAACAACUUGUUGGUACACCAGUACCUGGCCUUUUGGAAAUUAUCCUCAGAAGUUCCAUUUUAGAGAUUUACAAUUACAUCCUUCAAACGGUGUUUGCAGUGGAAGACCUGACAUUCACCAAGACUUAUGCCACCAAAAGGAAACUCAGUGACACUGAUGAAGAGGAAACCAGCAGAAAAUCUUUACAUCAGAAGUCUGCCUGCCCUUUCAGUUACAAAGAGAUAAAUGCUUUUAUUGCGCUCAGCAGAGGGAGUCAGGUUUUGUCUGUGAAUACUACAACAUUUUUAAGUGAGUUAGGACAUUAUUCUUUAGCCUGUUCUCCUGAUUUAAUUUCACAGACUAACAUUAAAGAUUUGAAAAGCUUAAAUCCUCCACCUGUCAUUGGGAAGUCAAAAGAUCCAAACUGUGUUAAAAAAGUUUUUGAAGAAGGGAACCCUGUUACAAAGGCUGAGAAAAUGGAGAUACGUGUGAGGUGGAAGUCAGACACAGGCAAAUGUGUAGAUGCCUCCCCUCUGGUUGUUAUACCAGCUGGUGAUAAUUCAUCUACAACUGUGUACAUUGGCUCACAUUCCCACAGAAUGAAGGCAGUUGACUUACGCUCUGGGAAGGUGAAAUGGGAACAGAUUUUGGGAGAUCGAAUUGAGUCAUCAGCAUGUGUUUCUAUGUGUGGAAACUUUAUUGUAGUGGGCUGUUAUAAUGGAUUAGUUUAUGUUCUGAAAAGUAAUAACGGAGAAGAGUACUGGAUAUUUACUACUGAGGACACUGUCAAAAGCUCAGCAACUGUGGACCCAAUCACAGGACUCAUUUACAUUGGAUCUCAUGACCAGCAUGCAUAUGCCUUAGAUAUUUAUAAAAAGAAGUGUGUUUGGAAGUUAAAAUGUGAAGGAACUGUCUUUUCUUCUCCUUGUUUGAACCUGAAUCCACAUCAUUUGUAUUGUGCUACCCUGGGAGGUCUCUUACUGGCUGUAAAUCCUGCUACUGGGAACACAAUUUGGAAACAUUCCUGUGAAAAACCUCUCUUCUCUUCCCCUCAGUGUUGCCGACAGUAUAUUUGUAUUGGCUGUGUUGAUGGGAAUUUACUCUGCUUUACUCACUCAGGAGAGCAGGUCUGGCAGUUCUCUACCAGCGGACCAAUCUUUUCUUCCCCUUGUACCUCAGCAUCAGAGCAAGAAAUAUUUUUUGGGUCCCACGAUUGCUUUAUCUACUGUUGUAACAUGAAAGGUCACCUUCAGUGGAAAUUUGAAACUACUUCAAGGGUGUAUGCAACACCAUUUGCUUUCCAUAGCCACAGUCCUAACAGUGAAAUGUUGCUGGCAGCAGCAUCUACUGAUGGAAAACUGUGGAUCUUGGGAUCUGAGAGUGGACAGUUACAAAGUGUAUAUGAAUUUCCUGGAGAAAUCUUCUCUUCUCCUGUCAUCUGGGAAUCAAUGCUCAUUAUUGGAUGUAGAAAUAAUUAUAUUUAUUGUUUGGAUUUACUAAGUGGCAGUCAAAAAUAAUCAAGUAUAGUUCCUGUUUGUAUUUAUACUAUCUGUAAGAUGUUCAAAAAUAUUUUAUCACAGAGCAUGCAGAUAGUCUUAUUUUAUAUUAGAGAUUGUAUUUUGGUUAAUAAAUUUGACUAUUAUAUUUUUAUAGAGAACCACCACAUUUUACUUCCUGUAGGAAUAGCAAAACUUUUAGGUGAGAACAAAACAGAUUAAUGUAUUCAAUAGUGCUUUCUUUUAGGUGUAAUGCUUAAUUUUAUGUUUUUAAAAAUUUAAGUGAAAAAAAAUAUUUAAGUGUUCUAAGAUGCUGCUAUAGUUAGAAUGCUCCACCAAAAUUCAUGUUGAAACUUUAUCCUCAUUGUGAGGUAUUAAAAGGGUAAAAACUUCA
This is a messenger RNA of Heterocephalus glaber (naked mole-rat), 4043 nucleotides long. The record is from RefSeq and is a predicted model, not a curated record. Lineage: Eukaryota; Metazoa; Chordata; Mammalia; Rodentia; Bathyergidae.